Molecule: messenger RNA, 5514 nt
Organism: Agrilus planipennis (emerald ash borer)
Lineage: Eukaryota; Metazoa; Arthropoda; Insecta; Coleoptera; Buprestidae
Product: ankyrin repeat domain-containing protein 50-like
Exons: 15
Coding region: 686-5338 (1550 amino acids)
Molecular function (GO): protein binding
Source: RefSeq, a predicted model, not a curated record
UUUUGACAGAGAUUGUUGGAUGCAAAGGAAAAGGGAGAAGUGUGUUUGACAGAUUAGGUGAAAAUGUUAUAACCAAAGAAGUUGUGAAUAAAUUGUGUGUUUUUGUGAAAUAUUAGUGAAAAAGUUGCCCAAGCAUUGUAAUAUGUUAAUAUAAGACGUCGAUGUUUGUUUACUUCAAGUGGAAUGAAUCCUUAACCUCGGUUCAAGUCAAUAUUUAAGAACGGUGGGUGCUUCUUGUAAUCAGGAUAUUCACUAAUAAUGGCAAGAUUAAAAAGUGACUCGAUUUUAAUUCUUUUAACGUAAAAAAUGUAAUAUAUUAUAGGUACAACACCUGUCAGAAAUACGUACAUAUAAGAGAGUGAUAAAAUUAUAUUUUAAAUAAUGUAAAAAUUCUAAAAUGCAUUGAAAGCAAACAAGCAGGGUUCCAUAAUUGUGCAAAUGAAGGAAAAAUAUAAAUAAUUAAAGGAAAUCUGUUAACAAAGCGUCCUUUUGACAAAUAAACUAAAGCUUUUUGAAUUUAAAACAGUAACCUAUUUUUGUAUAUUUAUUUACUGGCAUCUGUUAAAAGAAGUGAUUUAAAAAAUAGCUAAUAAGAUUCCAAUGCAAAACUGUUGUUAGAAUUGUUAGGAGGCACUAAUAUGAAUAAUCAUAAAAGAAGAUUCAGCAGUAAAAUAAAAUAUUAAUUAUGGCCUCUUAUGAAGAUAAGAAAAAAUUUUACUGUCGUGAAUGGGCAUUUCAGAAAUUGGCUCAUUGCCUUGAUCAACGGCCCAUCUCGAAGACAUGCGGGGCCUUAUUGUUAGGUGGUCCAGGAUGUGGAAAAACAACUUUUUGUUCGGAAAUUUGCUGGCCGUCACAAGGACCUGCAGGUCGUCAACAACGAGCCCUAAAUCGAAGACUUCUUUGUCAUCAUUUUCUAGCAGGUCACAACGAAAAGAGUUUAUCACUUAGCGAAUUUGUACGAUCAUUAGUUACUCAAAUACUGAAUCAUUCGACAGAAAGUCAAAGAGAACGAAGUAUGCGUAGAAAAAUGGCCCAACAAAAGGCCAAAUUGGAGGAGAGUCCAAAAGAUGGAAGUACUAAAAGUACGAACAGCAAAGAUGGUAAGGAAGUUAGUUUAAACGUCCAUGAAAGUACUUUGUACUGCAAUGUAUAUCCUGAACCUGCAUCUCCAAAUAAUGAGUGCAAACGUAUUAUUGAUAAUACACCUCCAAUACCAAACUUACCAGUGAAUCCCAGAACAAUGAUAGCAGAUGCGUAUUUGGAAAAGCUAAAAUCGGAUUCAGAAAUACAAUAUGCUUUAAGGGCUAAAAAUAUUGAAAUGAAUCCUGAUGACUGCCUUAAGAGAGCUCUGCUUUUUCCUUUGCUCGAAAUUGAUCCUCCAAAAACGUCCUUAUUUAUUCUUGUCGAUUCUAUCGACGAACAUUCCUUCAAUUAUUCAAAUUCUACCCUAACGAAAUCAAAACCCCGCGAGAGAUCGUCACAAUCACGAACAAUUGCCGAGUUGUUGGCCAAUCAUCAUCACCUGUUUCCUCAGUGGCUGCUUCUUGUUUGUACUGCUCGUAAACAGUCGAAGAGUAUAGCAAAAAUGUUCACAGGAUUUAGGAAACUGAGUUUGGAUGAUUUGAGAAAAACACAGGUAGUUAGAGACGUUCAACAGUACAUUUUGGCUCGUCUUGAUCAGGAAAACAGUUUGAGACAGCAUAUCAGCAGGGAUACUGCCGAAAUGCUGAAUCAGUUGCAUAUAAAAAGUAAUGGGUGCUUUUUGUACUUGGAAAAGGUGUUGGAUGGCGUGUCGGAAAAUUUUAUUGUCUUACGAGAAGUUAGGGAAAUACCGGGAACACUCAAUGGCCUCUAUCUUUGGCUUAGCCAAAGGUUAUUUAAUCGACGACAGUUCGCAAAAGUUCAACCGUUAUUAAACGUUAUCUUGGCCGCAAAAUGUGCAGUAACAGAAGACCUAUUGUAUGAUAUAAUAAAAGUUUAUUAUCCAAAAAUCAGUCACGAAGAUUUUAGGAAGAGAUUUCACCUUUUAAAGAGAAUUUUAGUUAUUUCAAAAAGCGGCACCAUCCGAUUAUUCCAUCAUUCUUUUGCUGAAUGGCUUUUAGACAUAAAACAUUGUACACAAAAAUAUUUGUGUAAUAUUUUCCGUGGCCAUUGUGUACUUGCGAUUUACUACACAUACCAAGCAAAAUAUCUAAAUAAUCAAGAAAUAUAUGAUUACGUUUUUCAUCUUACACGUAUGGAACAGUAUUUAAGUGAAGAACCGAUACAGAAAAGUUCUAGUGUUAUAUAUAAAUUGACAAAAGAACAUAAGAAUCAAGCAUAUGAAGAAAGCACACUGGAAAAAACAGAAUCUGAGGUUUAUUCAGAUUUAAAGGCGUUGCAGAACUUAAACUUGUAUGAAAACAAUUGUGACAAAAAUCUGAGCUAUACUCUAGAUAACACGCAUUCCCAAACGAUGGAUACCAGUUUUAUUGGAACCGAUUUGAGUCCUCAGCAGAACAAUUUAAACGUUGAAUCUAAGACGAAAACUGACGAUAGUAUUAGCAGAAGGCAGUAUGAAAAUAUCAAAAGCCCGACAUCUCCUAUCUACGGAGUUAUCAACAAAAAUAGAUUAAAGCUGGAACCACAGAAAUCAUUUCCGAGCUCAGGAAAGGGUUAUCCGGAAAAUUAUGAAAACUUGAAUAAUUUAAACGCCACUGAAAAGCCUAAUAUAACUGAAAUAAUUCCCAAAAAUAAUCUGGAUAACCACACGUUGACGUUAUUAUGGUUAAUUCUAAGUGGAGCUAAUGUCGAAGAAUGUCUUUUAGAAGGAAACGAAAUGGCUGGAGUUAAUUUUGGUGCAUUUUUACCUACUGAUCAAAAGGUCUUGAAAUUAUUACUUGAAGCCGGAGCUGUGGAACAGUCCGAUCCAGAUGACGGAGAGUAUGAAAGUCAGCUUUCCUUGGCUACGUCAUCAACAGAACCGAGUCCAGAGCCCCUGUUUGAGCUUCAAGAUAUUCACGGACAAGCGGCCUUACAUGUAGCAGCUAGAAUGGGGCAAGUUCAGGUGAUUAAAAUGUUUUUGGAAACUUCCGCUGAUGUUAAUAAAGCAGAUGUGGACGGUUGGACACCUCUUAGGGCGGCUGCAUGGGGUGGACACACCGAAGUGGUGGAAUUGCUGGUGAAGCAUGGUUGUGAUUUGGACAGCGUAGAUUCCGAGAAUAGAACAGCCCUUAGAGCAGCAGCGUGGUCUGGGCACGAAGAGAUUGUUAAGAUUUUAUUAGAACAUGGAGCUAAUGUGAACUUAACUGAUCAUGAAGGUCGUACAGCAUUAAUAGCGGCUGCUUAUAUGGGUCAUGCUGAAAUAGUAGAGCACUUAUUGGAUCAUGGAGCAGAUAUUAACCACGCAGACGCAGAUGGACGAACUGCAUUGUCUGUAGCCGCACUUUGUGCUCCUCGAAUGCCCGGAGCAAGUGUGGUUUCAACACUUCUCGAAAGGGGCGCUGCUGUCGAUCACAAGGAUAAAGAAGGCAUGACACCCCUUUUGGUUGCAUCUUUUGAAGGCCACAAAGAUGUAUGUGAACUUCUGUUGGAAAAUGAAGCAGAUGUGGACCACUGCGACAAUGGUGGUAGAAGCCCGUUAUGGGCUGCGGCCAGUAUGGGCCAUGCACCGGUUGUUGCCCUUUUACUUUUCUGGGGCUGUUGUAUAGAUUCGAUGGAUUCUGAAGGGCGAACGGUUUUAUCUGUGGCAGCAGCUCAAGGAUGUGUUGAAGUUGUCAAACAAUUAUUGGAUAGAGGAUUGGACGAACAACAUCGAGAUAAUUCGGGUUGGACACCACUACAUUAUGCUGCUUUUGAAGGACACCAAGACGUGUGCGAAGCACUUUUGGAAGCUGGAGCAAGAAUAGAUGAAGUAGAUAACGAGGGCAAAGCCCCCCUUGUGUUGGCAGCCCAGGGGGGGCAUACGUCUUUAGUUAAUUUGUUUUUAGAAAAGUAUGGCGCUCCUUGUGAUCAAAGGCCUCAUGAUGGCAAAACUGCACUUAGACUAGCGGCUUUAGAAGGGCAUUACGAUGUGGUUCAUCUUCUUUUGUCCCAUGGGGCCGAUAUAGACUUCAAGGACGCUGAUGGUCGUAGCACGCUUUACGUUUUAGCACUCGAUAAUAGAUUGGCCAUGGCGAAGUAUUUGAUUCAACAAGGAGCAGAUGUUGAAACUCGUGAUUUAGAGGGUCGGACACCUUUACAUGUGUCAGCUUGGCAAGGUCAUACGGAAAUGGUCGGCCUCCUUUUAAAAUGUGGUCAUGCUCAGGUGGAUGCGGUUGAUCUAGAAAAUAGAACCGCCUUGCAUUCUGCCAGCUGGCAGGGCCAUCAUGAUAUUGUCAAGACACUUCUGGAACACGCAGCAAAUCCUGAUCACACCUGCAAUCAAGGAGCGACAGCUUUAUGCAUAGCCGCUCAGGAGGGUCACGAGUUGUGUGUAGUAGCUUUAUUGGAACACGGGGCUGAUCCCAACCAUUCAGAUGCUUGUGGGAGGAACGCGUUACGGGUUGCAGUAAAAUCGGGACAUCGAGGGGUAGUUAGACUUUUAGAAGAGUAUAAUAUGAGGUCCCAGAAACUGGCUCAUACCAGUAGUAGUGCCAAUUCAUUUACAUCAGGUUCAACAGCUGAAACUAAACCGUCAAAUGCUUUAUUGUACCCAGUGCCAGGAUCUUCAGAGUGGACUGACCAGCAAAGGAGAUCAAUGGUUUCAUUAGGAAACCAUAGUUCUAAUUCAAAGUCUAGUUCUAAUUUAACUGGUUCCAGCCAUUCUAGUAAACAUGGGGACAGACAAAGGGAAACACCACAAACUUCACAGCCUUUGUCGUUUACCCAACAGCUUCAGCAAUGUACUAGAGGAGGUAAAACACGGCCGUUAAGCAAAUUGUUGUCACCAUUACAAAGCGAACCUCAAAGUCCAAUCUAUGCAUCUCCUCCUUUAAGUCCUGUUCACGAUGCUCCAAGUAUGUUUGGUGCCAUGAAUAUUUAUCAGCCAGUGUUGCGACAUAGCAAUAUAUUUUCCCAAGCUCCUGACACUCACUUUGCCCGAGACACUCACAUGAGGAUAAUUUUGGGAAAUUCUGCCGCGCCUGUUAGUUCGAAAUCGGAUAAAAAGAACAGUCAGGGGCAAGAUAGCAAUAACGGAAAUCAGAGCAAUCAGAAGCCUAAGAGAAAUGGAAUUGUAACGAAUCCAGCUCUAAGGUUGGUCGCAAACGUAAAAAACGGUUUGGAUACAGCUGCUGCCAAUUUGAGAAAAUCAGCUUCAGGUGCCAAUCCAAGCACUAAAACGAACAGUUUCCAUUGGAGAAAGGAAACGCCCUUGUAAAAAUUGUAACAUUAUUUAAACGAAAUUACUAGUCAAUAUAACGAUAAAUUGAAGCUACCAUCACCACCACGAUUUAAUUACUAACUAAUAACGUUAACACUAGUCUUAUGGAAGUCAAAGAUUAUUUGCGUUUUAUGACGUAGAUUCGUGUAUAGGGAAUAAAAGUAAUUGUUUUU